CAGCACCACCAGCACCACCACCAGCAGUACCGCCAAUGCCUCCCCCACCGACCCUAAUAGCGAUCCUGCCCACGCCAUCCUCCACGUCCCCAACCAAAAUCCUGACGCUCCCCCACCCGCGUACCAGCACACCGACCCGCUACCUCCUGCACCCUUCCGCGGGCCUCCACGAGCUGACCAAGAUCACGCCUCCAUCAUCGCAGCCACGGUCCUGGCUCCUCACACACCCGUCGCCGGGGUACACGCUCUCAGACGGGAGCCUGUACAUUUCCACUCCCUUAGACCCACUCUUCCUGCUGCUCCCGCACCUGCUCGCGAAGGCGGACGAGAAGCAUUUCCUCCCGCUCGACGACCUGCUCGAUGAGCUGCCUGCGGUGUGGGCGGCCGUGCUGGCCGCGCAGAGAAACGUCGUUGAGCGCAGGGUCCGCGCCGUGUGUGCGGCUAUCGAUGCGGGCGGGGAAAAGGCGUAUCGCCUGUGCUUGGAGAAAACGCGGAGAGUGCUGGCAAGGAAGUGUCAGGCUAUGGCGCAGGCGCUGCCGAGGAGUCUCGAGGAGGAGUUUGUGAGGAGGCCGUUGGUCAAGCCGGUUACUGCCGCGUCUGUGGUGGUGCUCGAGGCCCGGAGCGGCGAGGAGGAGGAGACCACAGCUGCGGAGAAGGAGAGCGAUGAGAAGAAGGAGGGGGAUAUGGAGGAUACACCGAAGGAGGAGCCAGACGCCGCCAUGACACACCUCCUCCGCCUCCGCGUAUCUGCACAAUUCCUCGGCAGCACAUACCUCCCCACAUCUCUAGCCACAGCACUCACCGAGCACCUCGCCUCUGUCCACGAUUUCGCGAUACUGGACGAACACCUAGCACAUCUCAAGCAGCUACGCCUCGACUCUGCCGCCGCCCGGUCGGGAGACUUCUCGCUGAAGCGUGGGAAUGACGAUGAAGCCUCCGAUGCGAAGGCAGAGAAGAAACGGAAGACCGAGGAAGACGAGGCGAAGAAGAAGAAGAAUGUUAGUCGAGGCGUCAGGGAGCUAGGAAAGGUUAAUACCAGGGGCAUGGCGAAGUUGACAAGUUUUUUCAAGAAGAAGGAGUAGCCUUGUUGGAGGGUGGGGAGGGCGUGGGGAAGUUUUCAUUUCGGUAUAUGUACACACUUAGAUACAGAGGUUGUACGUACCGGCAUUGGCAUUUCACGGCAACGCAUCGUGAUGGAGCCGCGUGAUGGAGCCGGCUGUAGAGUCAUAGACUCCCAAUCCGAU
Tricharina praecox is the source of this 1244-nucleotide messenger RNA. Its product is annotated as ribonuclease H2, subunit B. The transcript has a single exon. The coding region runs from base 36 to 1082 and encodes 348 amino acids. The record is from RefSeq and is a predicted model, not a curated record. Gene Ontology annotation, biological process: ribonucleotide metabolic process; RNA catabolic process. Lineage: Eukaryota; Fungi; Ascomycota; Pezizomycetes; Pezizales; Pyronemataceae. Gene Ontology annotation, cellular component: nucleoplasm; ribonuclease H2 complex.